Messenger RNA from Pocillopora meandrina, 3253 nucleotides. The record is from the annotation of a GenBank genome assembly. Lineage: Eukaryota; Metazoa; Cnidaria; Anthozoa; Scleractinia; Pocilloporidae.
AUGGCAGGGAGUGGGAAGGUCGAGGUUUCUUUCGUGGACAAUUAUGCAAUUCUUUCCAUGAAAAAUGGAGAAAACCGAUUAAAUUUAGAAUUUUUUAAGGAAUUCUAUGCUGCUCUGGAUGAGAUCGAAAGGUAUUUAUAAGCUGCGUAAUUGUUUAAAGACUUCAGAGCCCUGUUAGUGUUAACCUGAACAGGAACGUUACAGCGAAGGUUAAUUUCUCCAGAAUGAUGAGCUAUGCGUGUUUAUUGGAACAUCUUGAGAAAAAAUAGGCUGUUUAAGUGUAAUUUUACCCGCUGAGCCAACACAACGAAGUAUAUUUGAUAUCUAAAUCUUUUUAAGAUGUUUGCAUAACUGCCUUGGGUGAGUGAGUGAUCCGAAUGAAAGUUACGUCACUCACCCCCCUCUGCCCCAAGAUGAGCGAUCUCAUCUCGAAACAAAGUCACCCUGCUCUUACAGAAAUAUGUCUACAGUCAUUUUAUCAUGAUCAUUAUGAAUGGUCCCUUUAGCUUGUUUCAAACAUAGUCCUCCAUAUUGAAUUUUCGUUUUCAGGAAUGAAAAGGUUAAAUUUCUGAUCACCACUGGAGAUAAAAAAUUUUACUCAAAUGGGCUAGAUCAAGAAUUCCUUGCGACAUGUACUCCAGAGGAGUUCAUAGAAACCACAUCUUUGCUUCAUAAAGUCUUGGCAAGAUUAUUAUCAUUUCCCAUGUUAACAGUGGCUGCAUUAAAUGGUACAGUAUUGCCAAUUAGACUUCUUAUACUGUGUGUGGACUCCUUAAUGGUACAAGGAGGUUAUGUUAUUCAAUUUUUUUUUCUUGGUUUCAUUUGGUUUCAAGUUUGAUUGCAGCUUAUCAAUACUAUUGAAAGUCUAAAGGUUGUUAGAAAAAAAACCAUCAGCUAAGGAUAUAAUUUUAUUUUAUUUUAUACAAAUUCUAAAAGUUGGUUUACAAGAAAUGUUUGCAAGGUGGUGGAGAUAAUUAAUGUAUAGAUUUUAGAUGUUAAAUGUGGGUUAAUAUCAGUAUCAUUUUCUCCAUGUUCACAACACAAUAUAACAAUAUAUUGAUGUUCCUACAGUUUUCUUUUUAGUUUUCAUUCAUGUUCUUGUGUCACUAGUGUGAACCAGGUUUAACUGUGUCGUUUCGUGGAUGAAAAUCAUGAUAGCUAGUCCACUGAGUAGCCUGAUCAUUGGACAGAUGUUGACAAAUUCCAGCUCACUUGCAUUAGACCAACAAGCCAUGUUUAAGUUGGUUGUUUUCCUUCUCUGUUGUGUACUAUAGGACAUACCUUUGCUGGUGGAGCACUAUUAGCCCUUGCACAUGACUACAGAGUUAUGAGAACCAAGAAAGGUUGGUUUAGCUUUCCAGAGGUCAAGUAUGGCAUGCGUUUUGGUAUUGGAAAUAACCUGUUGAUGAGGUAAUUAUGCUUGUCUUCUAGUUUGAUUUGGCCUCCCUUAUUGAGGGAAUUAACCAAUCUGAGCUGUUUUACCCAUUAAAGAUACCCAAGACAGCUUAAGGUAACAAUGAUUCAAAGUAUUAGUUCUUGGGAUACUAAAUAUUCCCUGUCUUAAUGGCUGUGAACAAAUCCUGAACUCUUCAGGUGAUGCCUUAUCCACCUAUGACUAGCACGCUAAGGUAAUAAAGAUGUCAAAAGUUUUUUUCUUUUUCAAAUGAAAUCACCCCCUUUCCCACCUUGGUAAUUAUGGGAUUUUUGGACUGGUCUGAGUAUCCUUCCCAAUUUCAAAUGGGAUUCCUAAUAUCACUUUCAGUGAGAUUCCCCUCACUUCCCCCCUCUCCCCUUUGAAAAUACAGGAUUUUCCCCCCAGUAUGAGUUCCUUCCUCAUAUGAAUCUCAUCCCCUCCCUCCUUCCCCCCCCCCAUGGAUUUUUCCUAUGGUCUCAUAAAUAUUGAAUAACUCCUAGCAUAUACUAUCCCACACUUUCAUCCCUAUGGAGUCCUCCCCAAUUUCACCACACCUUUUGCAAGCAUUUCUUAGUUCAUGGCAUCCUUUUACUUCUUCACAUGUGCCAGAGGGAAGAUAAAGGACCCCAAAGUAAUUGCAGAUGCUGUAUUCAUGGGACGACGGUUUGAAGCAGAGGAGGCUCUGGCUGGUGGGAUUGUCCAUGAAAUCUGUGAUAUUGAAAAACUUCUAGAUACAGCCAUACGGAUGGGAAAGGCGGCUGUAGGCAAUAAUAACUUCAACAGAAAUAGUGUUAUGCAUUUAAAAUCAGAUUUCUAUAGUGACAUCAUUAGUGGCCUUCAAAGUGAAAUUUUAACCGGCAAAGGGCUUCUGAAGAGCUUUGAAUUUUUUGGAAGAAAGUCAAAACUCUAAAAGAGGAUUUGGCCUAUUGUAAAAACUCCAAAUCAAACAUUGUGAUAGGCGUAAUUGUAUUAAUUUGAACUUUUCCCGAGAGACAUGCUUUGUGAUCAUAGAUGACGUAAGGAGAUGUGGUGACCGGAAAGAUUUUUCUCGUUAACGCGAAGCACUUCCAUAAGUAACGAAGUUUGGAAACCGGUUAUAAGGAGUUAUUCCAAGGAAUCAAGGCGGGCUCUUUUGAGAACGAUCACCUUAUAACUCUAUAGCGUUUUAAAACAAAGUGGCAGUCACAGAGGCAAUCCUGUGUUUAUAGUGUCGUACCUUUUUCCGGACUCGUACCCUUGUCGCUAUUUACGUAUUGUGUUAGAAGAGAAGACUGGAUACGAGGAUGGAUUGAGGUGAGCAGGGUGUCAAACAGGGCCAGUCCACAAAACCAGAAGCUACAGCCCCUACUUUUUGCGAAAAGUGCGCGGGUUCCUUAACGUCCCUUGCGAACCAGUACGGGAGAGAAGAUGCAGGAGACGGGGCUUAGGGUUUAUCGUCCUUAUCCGAGAUCACCGGAAUGUCAAACCGUUUUCAGAUGUCGUAGCUUAGGCAACACAUUUUCCUCAAUUAAUUUAAGACCCUGAGUGUUGAUCAUAUCUGGGGCUUGAACCUCGACCUUCCGCACGGCAGUCCAGCGCUCUAUGAAUAAGUUAAUCAAGCGCUGCUUUAAUAAGUAUCACUCCGUCACACUUCUUGACACGUGUCAGGUACUAAAUGAACCAUUUGAACGAUUCAGUGAAUGUUGAUAAUAAAAAUGAUUUCAUUUCAGGAAGACUUCGAAACAUAUUUAAAGCAGGAAACGGUUGAGCGCAAUUGGUUUUUACUAUUUUUGCAAAUGGUUUUGUUCUUAAUGUGCUUUGUAAAGUUACAACUGAUGAAUAAAUUACUUGAUAUGGGAA